GAAGGAUUGAGUGAAAAUGGCGUCUGGUUGCUCAGUGCGAUGCCCAUGUAAUCCUCGUCUGAUUAGCUAGCUAGAUUUAACAAUAUCGUUGAUAAUUUUGUGUACAGUCGGCCACAGUUUCUGUCUAACAAGCGCAUACUCUGAUUCUGAAACAUAACAGUUCAUCAUGUCAGACUCGGAAGAAGACAGUCAGGAUCGGCAACUUAAAAUUGUUGUUAUCGGGGAUGGUGCAUCUGGGAAGACAUCACUCGCCACCAGGUUUGCCCAGGAGGCCUUUGGGAAACAGUACAAACAAACAAUCGGUCUGGAUUUCUUCCUGAAGAGGAUAACUCUGCCAGGCAACUUGAAUGUCACGCUUCAGGUGUGGGACAUUGGAGGUCAAACAUUAGGAGGAAAAAUGCUGGAUAAAUACGUAUACGGGGCUCAGGGGGUUCUACUAGUGUACGACAUCACCAACUACCAAAGCUUUGAGAACCUGGAGGAUUGGUACAGCAUGGUGAAGAAGGCCAACGAGGAGGCCGACGCUCAGCCUGUCGUCUCCCUGGUAGGGAACAAAAUCGACCUGGAGCACAUGAGGACGGUGAAGGCUGACAAACACCAGCGCUUCUGCCAGGAGAACGGCCUCAUCAGUCAGUUCGUAUCAGCAAAGACUGGAGACUCGGUGUUCCUGUGCUUCCAGAGAGUGGCUGCUGACAUUCUGGGUGUGAAGCUGAACAAGGCGGAGAUUGAGCAGUCCCAGCGCGUGGUGAAAGCAGACAUCGUGAACUACAGUCAGGAGCCAGUGGCCAGAACUGUCAACCCCCCACGCAGCUCCAUGUGUACGGUGCAGUGAGCACCCCACUCUCCCCAGCCCUGCAAAACCCUCUGUCCCCCAACACACACACACUCAGUUGUUUAAGAAACCAGUGAGACUUAUGAUCAGUAUUGCUUAUGGGGUAACUGGACCAAAUAUAUGUGAAGAUUGCAUAUAGUGUAUUUACAGGAAGGAAUGAAGGAAGCUGGUUGUGUAGUAUAUUUGCAACUUUGAUAUCCAUAUAUUUAUAUUAUUUUUCAUGAAAGAUUCCUUGUGUCAUCAGCAUUUCUUGUCAAAACAAACUCUGCUUAAAACAAAUCAAACCUUUCCCCCAAUUUAAUUAAUAAUUAAAUAAACUUAACUUCACAAUCUUUUUUUUUUUUUUACUAUGAUAGCAUCUUGGUGGCAGUUUAAUUGUACUGUAUACAGUGUGUAGGCCUAGUUAUUAUUUUAUGGCAGGAGAAAACAUAUGUCUGUGUGUGAAAAGAAAUAACAACAAUAUAAUUUGUUUAAUCAUUAUUUGUUAUUCCUCUGCCACUGCUACUGCGUAUGUUGGGAUGUCAGGAUUAGUUUUAUGGCUCCAUCUCCACCCUCCACUAGCCCCUCUUCCACAGAUCCCAGUGUUGAAACAGAAGUGGGAGUUGUGGUGAAGGGCAAGGGAGCACUGCGGGGGCCGAAACAGUUGAAGGCCGGGGCUGCCAUCUAUGACUGAUUUAUAUGUGCUGAAUGUGCUUGCGGAACAGUCUGCUCGCUCAAUAUGUCACCUAUAGCUUCUGCAUUUAUGGUGCUCCCCAAUUUUAACCUUGUUAACAGAAGGGAGUAGGCUAAAUGUUUAGUGCUGUAGUUGACAGAAAUGAUUUGCCAAUGGGUAGCGUACUUGAAGCAAUGAUUAUCAUGGGGUAGUGUUAUUUUUCUCCAUGACUGCUUUGUCUGUCAAUCUGAAGGCUGUACUUUGGUUUCAGAUGGUGAUGAAAUCCCAAAAGGAUCAUAUCGGGUGACAACCCCCUCCAAAGCUAGUUAAGCUCAUCUCUAGGAAAUUUGUCUUUGGACCUCUUUACUUUGCAGUCGUAUGUUUUGCCAAGUUGUAUUUUGUGGCGUAUACACUACAUUUGCAUACUUCAGCUUUACUCUUUGCGCUCAGCUUUAAAAAGUUGUGGCAAUAGUCACAUGGUCUUGCAUCUCUUAUUUCUCUGACCAGUUCCUAUAAAAAAUCAAAACUAUUGAUGGAACCGCCCAUGACCAAGUGAAGAGACCCACAGUCGUUUAACAGACUACAAUUCCAAAUGCUCAUUCUUUAAGGAGGCUCACAUAUUUAGCUACAAAAUUGAGCAGAAGAUAUUACUAUUGUUAACUGGAGAUAAGCAGCUGAAAUAUCCGACUAUUAAUUGUAGCUGUGUGUUUAUAGCCUUAAGAAACUGUCCGUUGUAGAACAGAGACGUCUGCAGUGAAGAACUUGCGCCACAUGAAGUGCUUCAUAGGGGUUUUUAUCUUUACCAAACAAGCUUAUUAAUAAUCGCCAACCUCCUAUUACACUAUGGGCAUUUGAAAGUAUAAUCAUGCCUAAAAAUAUGGUAUGUCAGUCUCUUAACUUUGUAUUUUAUUUUUAAUUUAUAUCAAUGUUUUCUUUGGACCAAUGUGGUGUACUUGCAAGCAGAGGUUGUCAACAUUGUUUCACAUUCUAUUUAAAUCAAUACAUGGUGACCUGGUUGGAUUGUAAACUGUAAACCAUGGUGUCCGCCUUAUGUGUAAAAUGUGUAUUUGUAUUAUAACAAUUAUAUCUACAAUUGUUCUGUGAAAGAUCUUUUUUUCAGAGCUGCUUUUUUUCAAUGGGAUUUCAAAAGCUCCUCUGUGUAUGCCCUAUGGCUUCAGGUCUAGAAAAGCAGAUAUCUAAGAGUUAGAGAAUGUUAAUUUAGAAAAUGGUUGUUUUGUGGACAAUAUCUAACUGUACAAACAGUGUGUUUGUAUAUAAUAAAAAUACCACUGGAGAAUGGGGAAAA
Messenger RNA from Hypomesus transpacificus, 2790 nucleotides. RefSeq names its product RAB28, member RAS oncogene family (gene rab28). Lineage: Eukaryota; Metazoa; Chordata; Actinopteri; Osmeriformes; Osmeridae. Gene Ontology annotation, cellular component: Golgi apparatus; endosome. Gene Ontology annotation, molecular function: GTPase activity; GTP binding. Bases 167 to 832 code for a protein of 221 amino acids. The transcript has 7 exons. The record is from RefSeq and is a predicted model, not a curated record.